GACCCUUGCCCCUGGGGGUGCAGACCCUCCUCCACCGGAGGGUGUCAGAAUUCUUUCUGACUUGGGAAGCGGGAGGGGAACCCAGGUGAUGUGGCCUAGUGAGGGCUGGGCAGCUGCUGGCCAGGUGUGGACACAGCAUAGGAGAGUAGCCAAGCCUGACCCGUCUCAACCAUAGUGGCCCAAGUUUUACGAUUUCCUAUAUUGGGCUUCCACAUAAGAUCUGAUUUUUUAAAGAUUCUGUGGCUUUAAAAAAAAAAGUUUGAAAACCUCUGGUCUAGCAGUUUUUACCAUCUAGGAAACUGAGGCCUAGAGAGAGGAAGUGACUUAGAUCACAGAGAAAAUGAGUAAAGAUUGGAAUUCAGAAUUUCAGCGCAGCCUUCAGUGCCUGUUACAGGACCUGGCUUGGUGUCUCUUUGCUGGAAAGAGAGAUGGGACCAGGUUUCCCAGGCAGCCCUGUCCACGCCAGACCCCCAGUGCCUGGGAAACAGCAGCUGGACCUGGGGGAGGUUCAGUUUGGGUGCCUCGGAGUGGGUGUCUGUGUCAGGAGUUUCCUGGGACUGGAGAAAAGGGCUUUGACCUAGAACACAGCCACGAAGAGCACCCACAGGUCUCUCUGUGGCCACAGCCUGGAGCUGACUCCCAUGUGAGAGGGCUUCACAGGAGGCUGGAAAUACAGCAAGCCUCCGGGUUUGAGCCGAACUGGGACUCAGAGGAGCCGGCAGCCCUCAUUCUCCCCGCACAGUCCUGCCCGUCUCGGUCCCAUGCCCCCGCCAGUCAGCCCCGGGCCACAGGCAGUGAGCAGGCACGCGGGAGCCGAGGCCCUGUGACCAGGCCAAGGAGACGGGGGCUCCGGGGUCCCGGCCACCUGUCCCCCCCAUGGAGCUGAGGCCCUGGUUGCUAUGGGUGGUAGCAGCAGCAGGAGCCUUGGUCCUGCUGGCGGCCGAUGCCCGUGGCCAGAAGGUCUUCACCAAUACCUGGGCCGUGCACAUUCCUGGAGGCCCAGCCGUGGCUGACAGUGUGGCACGCAAGCAUGGCUUCCACAACCUGGGCCAGAUCUUCGGCGACUAUUACCACUUCUGGCAUCGAGCGGUGACAAAGCGGUCCCUGUCACCUCACCGCCCGCGGCACAGCCGGCUGCAGCGGGAACCUCAAGUACAGUGGCUGGAGCAGCAGGUGGCAAAGCGACGGACCAAACGGGAUGUGUACCAGGAGCCCACGGACCCCAAGUUUCCCCAGCAGUGGUACCUGUCUGGUGUCACCCAGCGGGACCUGAACGUGAAGGAGGCCUGGGCCCAGGGCUACACGGGGCGUGGCAUCGUGGUCUCCAUUCUGGACGAUGGCAUCGAGAAGAACCACCCAGACUUGGCAGGCAAUUAUGAUCCUGGGGCCAGCUUCGAUGUCAAUGACCAGGACCCUGACCCCCAGCCUCGGUACACGCAGAUGAAUGACAACAGGCAUGGCACACGGUGUGCAGGCGAGGUGGCCGCAGUGGCCAACAACGGUGUCUGUGGCGUAGGUGUGGCCUACAAUGCCCGCAUUGGAGGGGUGCGCAUGCUGGACGGUGAAGUGACAGAUGCGGUAGAGGCACGCUCGCUGGGCCUGAAUCCCAACCACAUCCACAUCUACAGCGCCAGUUGGGGCCCCGAGGACGACGGCAAGACCGUGGAUGGGCCAGCCCGCCUUGCUGAGGAGGCCUUCUUCCGGGGGGUCAGCCAGGGCCGCGGGGGGCUGGGCUCCAUCUUUGUCUGGGCCUCUGGGAACGGGGGCCGGGAACAUGACAGCUGCAACUGCGACGGCUACACCAACAGCAUCUACACGCUGUCCAUCAGCAGCGCCACGCAGUCCGGCAACGUGCCCUGGUACAGUGAGGCCUGCUCGUCCACGCUGGCCACAACCUACAGCAGUGGAAACCAGAACGAGAAGCAGAUCGUGACCACUGAUCUGCGGCAGAAGUGUACGGAGUCUCACACAGGCACCUCUGCCUCUGCCCCCUUGGCAGCAGGCAUCAUCGCUCUCACCCUGGAGGCCAAUAAGAACCUCACCUGGCGGGACAUGCAGCACCUGGUGGUACAGACCUCAAAGCCAGCCCACCUCAAUGCUAACGACUGGGCCACCAAUGGUGUGGGCCGCAAAGUGAGCCAUUCAUAUGGCUACGGGUUACUGGACGCAGGUGCCAUGGUGGCUCUGGCCCAGAACUGGACGACGGUGACCCCCCAGCGGAAGUGCAUCAUCGACAUCCUCACUGAGCCCAAGGACAUCGGGAAGCGGCUGGAGGUGCGGAAGACUGUGACCGCCUGCCUGGGGGAGCCCAGCCACAUCACGCGGCUGGAACACACUCAGGCACGGCUCACCCUGUCCUACAACCGCCGCGGUGACCUGGCCAUCCAUUUGGUCAGCCCCAUGGGCACCCGCUCCACCCUGCUGGCCGCCAGGCCGCACGACUACUCUGCAGACGGGUUUAAUGACUGGGCCUUCAUGACGACCCAUUCCUGGGACGAGGACCCCUCUGGCGAGUGGGUCCUGGAGAUUGAAAACACCAGCGAAGCAAACAACUAUGGGACGCUGACCAAGUUCACCCUUGUGCUGUAUGGCACGGCCCCCGAGGGGCUGCCCACAGCUCCUGAGAGCAUCGGCUGCAAGACCCUCACGUCUAGCCAGGCCUGUGUGGUGUGCGAGGAAGGCUUCUCCCUCCACCAGAAGAGCUGUGUCCAGCGCUGCCCUCCAGGCUUCGCUCCCCAAGUCCUCGACACGCACUACAGCACCGAGAACAGCGUGGAGAUCAUCCGGGCCAGCGUCUGUGCCCCCUGCCACGCCUCGUGUGCCACGUGCCAGGGGCCAGCCCCCACAGACUGCCUCAGCUGCCCCAGCCACGCCUCCCUGGACCCUGUGGAGCAGACGUGCUCCCGGCAAAGCCAGAGCAGCCGUGAGUCGCCGCAGCCGCAGCAGCCGCCGCCCGCAGAGGUGGAGGCAGAGCCGCGGCUGCGGGAGGGGCUGCUGCCCUCACACCUGCCCGAGGUGGUGGCCGGCCUCAGCUGCGCCUUCAUCGUGCUGGUCUUCGUCACUGUCUUCCUGGUCCUGCAGCUGCGCUCGGGCUUCAGCUUCCGAGGGGUGAAGGUGUACACCAUGGACCGUGGCCUCAUCUCCUACAAGGGGCUGCCCCCCGAAGCCUGGCAGGAGGAGUGCCCGUCCGACUCAGAAGAGGACGAGGGCCGGGGCGAGAGGACCGCCUUUAUCAAAGACCAGAGCGCCCUUUGACGAGCGCCUACUGCCCGCCCCUUCGAGCCCAUCCCCUCCUGGGGCACUUUUUAAUUCACCAAAGUAUUUUUUUAUCUUGGGACUGGGUUUGGACCCCAGCUGGGAGGCAAGAGAGGCAGAGACGGCUUCCCACCCUACCCUUGGGACCCCGGCUGCCUGAGGUGGGACCCCGGGACCAGCUGGGGAGCAGGAGAGGGCCUCUGCCCACCCCCAGCAUGCCUGCGUGUGGAGAAAGGAGUGAAACCUUUAGGGCAGCUUUCCAAGGUCCAGGCCCCAGCCAGAGUUCCCUGCGGAGUGAAGAGGGGCAGCCCUUCCCUUACGGGAUUCCUGACCCGGGCUGCAGUUCUCUCCCCUUCCCUGUCCCUCUAAAGCAAUAAUGGUCCCCAUCCAGGCAGCAGGGAGGCUGGCCUAGGGGGUAUUUGAAGGAGGAGGCCACCUCUCUAAGGGCUUUUGCAUCCCUGACCCCGUCCCCCACCUCUGGUGAGCCUCGGGUGGAAGCAGUAAGCGAAGGAAGGGACCAAGGUAAGGCAGGCACUUCCAGGGUGCACACGUGUGUGCACACGUGUGUUUGUUCCUUUGCCCACCUCCACUACAGCUGGCUGCCUGCUGAGCGAGGCUGGCCCGGCCCCAUGCUGGUGUGCUGACCACCCUCCCCUCUCUGGCACCCUCUCCUCCUGCCAGGGCCCAAGUCCCUGUUUUCUGAGCCCGGGGCUGCCUGGGCUGUUGGCACUCACAGUCCCGGAGCCCCUGGGUGGGUGGUGGGGAGGGACGGUGGCCCAGCCGGCCUCUCCCGCCUCCCACCCGAUGCUGCUUUCCCCUGUGGGGAUCUCAGGGGCUGUUUGAGGAUAUAUUUUCACUUUGUGAUUAUUUCACUUUAGAUGCUGAUUUUUUUUUUUUUUUUUGGUAUUUUUAAUGGGGGUAGCAGCUGGACCAUCCACCUCCCCACACCCACUGUCCACCCUGCUGUUCCCCCCAGCUGCCCUGGCCCUGAGGUGUGGGGGUCUGCAGCGUGUUGCUGAGGAGUAGCCGAGCCCCAGGUCCUGAAGAGGCAGGCCAGGCCAGGUGGGCCCUAGGAAAGGAGGAGUACGGUAGAAGGGGCAGGCUGUCGUCCACUUCGGAUGGGGCUCCUCGUGCCAAGGGCUCAUGGGUCACUGGUUCUCCAAGUGCCAGGGGUGGGCAGGCAGUGGCACUGAGCCCCCUCCAACACUGUGCCCUGGUGGAAAAAGCACUGACCUGUCCUGCCCCCCAAGGCCCCCUCUUCUGACGUGCCUUUUGUACCCCUCCCAUUAGGACAAUCAGUCCCCUCCCGUUUGGGAGCCCCCUUUUCUUUCUCUCCCCUAGCCCCUCCUGGCACCCAGCCACCUGCCCAGGGGCGCCCCCGCCUCUCCCAUCCCCCCCACCCUUGUGGCCAGCCCAGCUGGUUUUGUAAGAUACUGGGUUGGUGCACAGUGAUUUUUUUUUUUCUUGUAAUUUAAACAGGCCCAGCAUUGUUGGUUCUAUUUAAUGGACACGAGGUAAUGUUAGAGGUUUUAAAGUGAUUAAACGUGCAGACUAUGCAAACCAG
Mesoplodon densirostris (Blainville's beaked whale) is the source of this 4819-nucleotide messenger RNA. It is a transcript of the gene FURIN, whose product is annotated as furin, paired basic amino acid cleaving enzyme. The record is from RefSeq and is a predicted model, not a curated record. Gene Ontology annotation, cellular component: trans-Golgi network; Golgi membrane. Bases 877 to 3255 code for a protein of 792 amino acids. NCBI's taxonomy places the organism in Eukaryota, Metazoa, Chordata, Mammalia, Artiodactyla, Ziphiidae. The transcript is spliced from 16 exons. Gene Ontology annotation, biological process: peptide hormone processing. Gene Ontology annotation, molecular function: serine-type endopeptidase activity.